AGUGCUCCUGCUGACUCGUCGUGUGCAGGACAAGGGGGACUUCUGCUGAGAACAUCCAUUUCACUUCCAUCAAGAAAAAAACAUCACCAUGAGCUCCUCUGUCUUCUGCCGUCGACCUUGGGAUGAUUUUCGAGGUUCCCAGUCGAAAUCGUCCCCGUCCUACUCCUCACCUACAACACCCGAGUCUCACGGGAGACCCUCGAGGGUGUCCUUCUCCCCGACCCGAGUCCUCAGCUCUCGUCUGCUUGAGAAGGAGCAGCUGGUGGAUCUUAACGAUCGCUUCGCAGGCUACAUCGAGAAGGUCAGACUCCUGGAGUUCCAGAACCGGGCGCUGCUGGCAGAGCUGGAGGUGUUGCGUGGCCGAAGGGGCCGCCCGUCCCGCUUGCGGGGCGUUUAUGAGGAGGCGGUGCGCAGUUUGAGUACCAAUAUGGAGUCAGAGAUCCGAGAGAAAAUGAAGAUGGAGGCGGAGAGGGACUACCUUAAGGAGGUUCAUGAGAGGGUGAGAGAACGCUGCGAGGAAGAAGGCCGGCAGCGGGAGGAGGCCCAGGAGGCUCUGAUGCAGGCCCGGGAGGAGGCGGGACGGGCGGCGCUCUCCUACCUUGAUGCCCAAACCACCGUGGCGUCUCUUUGCAACGAGAUGGCCUUCCUCAAGAAGGUCUUUGCGGAGGAGAAGGUGGAGCUGCGAUCACAGCUGGAGGUGGCCAACAUCAGCGCGGAGGAGGUGCCGAGGACGGCGGCGAAGCCCCACCUGGGGGAGGCGCUGCGGGACAUUCGGGUGCAGUAUGAACAGCUGGCCGGCGAAAACAUGCAAGCCAUGGAGGGCUGGUACAGGAGCAAGUGUGCCUUGGCGGCGGACGUGGCCGGCAGGGAGCAUCGGGCUGCGCGGGCCAUCCGAGAGGAGACAUCCGAGUACCGCAGGAUGCUCCUGGCCCGAUCCUCCGACAUCGAGGCGCUACAGAACGUCGUUGAGGUGCUCAACAAGCAGCUGGGGGAGCUGGAGGAGACUCAGGCCACGGAGGUGGACAAGUACCAGACGAGGAUCAACCAACUGGAGCGAGACAUCGACGACGCCAAGCAGGAGAUGGUGUUCUUCAUGAGAGAGUACCAAGACCUGCUCAAUGUCAAGAUGGCGCUGGAUAUCGAAAUAGCCGCCUACAGGAAGCUCCUGGAGGGCGAAGAGCAGCGGCUAUCAGUUCCCUUCCUUCCCACCAUCCACUAAACACCCAACCGCCAUCUUGAAAACACCCCGGCCAUGUUUACAAGCCAUCAGUCAAAUGUCAUCCAUGUCAAAAGGAAAAAUAAUGAUUCCACCACAAGUCCCCCUUUUUCUCCACACAUUCUGACUUCCAAAAACAAUAUAGAAGCACUCCAUGAAGAAUUGUUACCCUUAAAGUCCAAGCAAAACACUUUGUACAAACACUUGAGCAAGUCUUUGCAAAUAGUGCUUGAACUUUAAUAACUGUGUCGGAGUAGUUGGGCCAGUGACCCUAAACCAUUAUUUUACAUCUUCUUCUGCAUUUACGCCCAAGUUAAGAGACGGGCAAAUGUAAAUGCAGAGGAAGCCUAACUGUCGCUGGCGUCUUCUCUCCAUUAUACAGUCUUUAUUGUGAACUGGUAAAUAUUGCUAAGCUAAGCUCAGAUCCAACAUGAAACUGAAUGAAAGCUAACUGUAACCACAAGUUACAAGUCCAAUAAAGAAAUAAGAACUGAA
Molecule: messenger RNA, 1711 nt
Organism: Syngnathus typhle (broad-nosed pipefish)
Lineage: Eukaryota; Metazoa; Chordata; Actinopteri; Syngnathiformes; Syngnathidae
Gene: neff2
Product: neuronal intermediate filament family member 2
Exons: 4
Coding region: 89-1219 (376 amino acids)
Biological process (GO): neurofilament bundle assembly
Cellular component (GO): postsynaptic intermediate filament cytoskeleton; intermediate filament; axon
Molecular function (GO): structural constituent of postsynaptic intermediate filament cytoskeleton
Source: RefSeq, a predicted model, not a curated record